Messenger RNA from Acanthocheilonema viteae, 456 nucleotides. The record is from the annotation of a GenBank genome assembly. NCBI's taxonomy places the organism in Eukaryota, Metazoa, Nematoda, Chromadorea, Rhabditida, Onchocercidae.
AUGUCGUACGAAAUCUCAACAGGACAUAAAGAUAGUGAUGACAAAAGUCUGGAGACAAAGGAUAAAGAUAAAUAUAUGGAAGAAAAAGACAAAAAUGCGAUAAUUGCUGGUUUGCAGCAACUUCGUGAACAGCAAAAAAAUAUUGUUUUGGAAUUAACGCGAGUAGAAGACGAUAAACGUGAGCAUGAACGUGUCCUGCAAGUGCUGAAAAAAAUGGAAGGUGAUAGAAAGUGCUUUCGAAUGAUAGGCACGACAUUAGUGCAACAUGAAAUUAGAACUGUACUGCCUAUAUUGGAAUCAACAUUAGAAAAUCUGGAUGCAUUAGUGAAUUCAAUGAAGGAUAAUUUGAUAGACAAAGGGAAAGAAUUGCAGGAAUAUACGGAAAAACAUAAAAUUCGUUAUAUCAGUGAGAAAGAAUUCAGGGAGGAAUCUGAACGUAACAUGGUGAAGAAAUAA